GUACAAAUGGUAUAAAUCAUAAUAAAAUUGCAGUAUGAGUAACAGAAAAUUUGAAGUGGAAAAGUACAAAGUGAAAGAUGAAUAGUUAGCGGAUGACUUGAUUGUUUAACUGCAAGCGUUUGUAAAUUGAAUAACUAAAUUUACAUCUGAAAGUUGUAGAUAAAUCUUGCUACUCCCUCCAUUCCAAUUUAUGUGACACUUUUUAGAUUUUGAGAGUCAAAUGAGUUUUUCUUUGAUUACGAUAUUUUCAUAUGUUCUUAAAAUAUUUUAAAUUAUCAAUUAUUAUGAUCUAUAGUACUUUUUUACGCUGUGUCUAAUAUGUAAAUUUUAUUUAAAGAUUUCCUGCUCGAAUUCAACGACUUUCGAAAUCCGAACGGCACCACAUAAAUUGGGACAGAAGGAGUAUAUUUCAAAGGAAUUAUAGAGAAAUCAAGACAUGGUUUGAUUCCCUUGCAUGUGUUCACUCUGAAAUUAUAGGAGUAUAUUUGCAGGAGUCUAAUUCGACUUCAACUCUGGAAAUUUUAAUUCGAGUUCUUAUAGGAGUAAAACCAAUUAAGCCGCCAAAAAAUUAGUGAAGUUUAUAAAUAGAGUAUAUUCAGUUCCCCCCAUAUACAAAUAGAGAAAUCAAGAUGGUUUCCCUUGUAUCUUAUUCACUCCGAAACCUAACUGCUUUAGGAUUCUAAUUUGACAGAAACUAAUAUUAAACAUGACCUACUUCUAAGCCUUGUAGGAGUAGAAAAAAACAAAAUAUGCCGCCUUCGUGAGGUCUUAUAAAUAGAGUAUGUUCAGUUAAUUCCACAUACAAAGUUUUACACGCCUGCCACUACUCUCCAGAAACUAGAGUUCUUAUGGAUAUUGGAGCUGAUCAUUAUGCUGUUUUGAGUUUACCCUCGGGUGAAGAAGGGGCCAGGCUUUCUCAGAAAGAUAUAGCUAAGGCCUAUCGAAAGAAAGCAUUAGAGUUGCAUCCAGACAAGAGGCCCCAUGAUCCAAAUGCUCACUUCAACUUUCAAAAGCUGACAACUUCAUACGAAAUUCUCAAGGAUGAGAAACAUAGAAAUUUAUUUGAUGAUCUACUGCGCGUGAAGCGUGAGAACAUCCAACGCCAAUCACAACAAGAUUCAAAACGUAGAAAGAUGAUGGCAGAUCACGAGGCAAGAGAGCGUGCUGCCUCUCGAGAAGAGGAGGAACGAAUUGCUAGAAAAAAUCGUCAAUCACAACGAGAUUCAAAGCGUAGAAAGAUGAUGUCAAAUCUCAAUGCAAGAGAGCGCGCUUUUGCUCGAGAAGAGGGGGAACGAAUUGCUAGAAAACUUAAAAAGGAAUUUGCUAGAAUUCGUGCCACACAUUCAAAUAAAGUGUCUACUUCACAGAAAGAGGAACAGACGCCAAGGGUUGAUGAAAUUUUGAGUAGUGUAGACAAGGAAAAGGUGCUUAAGGUAUCUUGGGACAACUUUACUCAUUUUUUCUAUUAAAACUUGCAAUUUGUCCUGCUUUAAGGAGCAACACAAACUUGUAACUUUCUCUAGUGCUCUUCCCCUUGUUUUUUAAACCAGUCAGAUGAUCAAGACUUUUUAAAUUAUUCUUCAUCUUAAUUUUGUGUUGUGUUUACUUACUAACACAAACCAUAUUCAUGGUAAAUGUGUUAUUUUUCAAGGUGAGGCAUUCUUUUGAGCGCGGAAUUAUUCUAGAAACCAGCAGUUGCAGGUUUUGGAUUUCACUGAAAUUUUGAAGACAGUCAUACAGGCAGCAAAUAUCCUUGUACUCUUUGACAUAUGAAGGUGUAGCCGAUCGAACUCCGAUUCCAAUGUCUCAUCCUCUAUGAUGUGCUCCUGGUUCAAUUAACCUAAAGUCAACACGGGCGGAGCUACAAGCCUGUCUACGGGUUAGGCAGAACUCAGCAGGACUCUAUAUAUUUGCAUUUAAAAAUCUCAGAACUCAAUAAGCUAGCUUUUGUAGAAUCCAUAACCCAUAAACUCAAAAUCCUAACUCCGUCUUCAUGCACGAGCUCCAUCAACUAUUCUGUAUGUUAGGCCAUGAACUUGGUCCAUUAGGCCUUGAAGACGGGUCAAUGUUGUCGUCGCCUGUAUUUGAAGUUGUUUCUGAUUUCGAGGGCUCUGCUGCAUUUUUCCUUCAUGGUAGGGAGAGCGGCACUGACUAUGGGCCAUAUGAUCGUGGCAUUCUCUU
Messenger RNA from Lycium barbarum (goji berry), 2181 nucleotides. RefSeq lists its product as uncharacterized. The record is from RefSeq and is a predicted model, not a curated record. NCBI's taxonomy places the organism in Eukaryota, Viridiplantae, Streptophyta, Magnoliopsida, Solanales, Solanaceae. The transcript has a single exon. Bases 849 to 1469 code for a protein of 206 amino acids.